CACAGUGGGCGGAGCCAGAGCCCGAGCUGCACAUUCCCUUCUCCCAACAUCAGCCGCUCGGGCCAUUCAUUCCGGGGCUGCAGCGGACAAAGGGCACGGGGAGCUCCAGGCCGAGGCUCCGGGGUACAGAGUACAAGAUGUUGUGACGAUUGAUGUCUGGGGCCCCUGAGACCACAAGAUGAUACGUCUGGGCAAACUGAAGGUUGUACGGCGCCGUCUCCUGCAACGCUAUGAGCACCAGCCAUUUGUAUCAUUGCUGGCGGGUCUGUACAGUUGCCGAUGGAAACGCUAUCAGCGCCAGAAGACAGAGCCGGGACAAUGCUGCUGCAAGUUGAAGGAGCAUCUGUUCUUUAUGGUUUUGCUUGUGGCCUUCUGCCUCUCCCUGGUCUUCUUAUAUUUCUGGCAGGAAGCGAAGAAUGACUACAAUGACUUCGACUGGAUCUCCUAUUUGAAAGUGGGGUACUGGUUCCUGUGGUCCACAGUAGUUCUGGUGGUGGCAGCAGUUCUGUUUGGAUACAUCGCAAUAUUACUGGUUUUAGCAUUAUGUCUGCUCUCAGAGGGCCAACAAUUACAUCUGCACUGGAGCCACAAGAUUGGAACAGUGGUGGUUCUGGUGGUCUCGCUGGGAGCGCUGGUUGUCCUGUCCCAGCUGUGGAAAGGAGAAUGGGACACAGUGAGGCUUUCCUUCCAGGUUACUGCCCCCUAUCUGCACAUCGGCGCUAUUGCAGCAAUGUCUGUUCUUUCCUGGCCAGUGUCUCUGUAUUUCAUGAGGAUGAGCAAUGCGGGUUUUCGGGUUCUGAUAUUAAGUCCUUACCUUGCGGUGCUGCUUUUUCUCUAUCUCAUCCCGCUGGGCAUGUACUCCCCGUGUAUCAGAGAGGAAGGAACCCUGGGGCCCAAACCUAAACUGAUCGGACAUAGAGGGUCACCAACAUUGGCGCCAGAAAACACGCUGCUGUCUUUCCUGAAGACCAUAGAGAGCGGAGGAGAUGGCCUUGAGUCCGACGUCACAUUGAGCUAUGAUGGGGUGCCAUUUCUUAUGCACGACAGCACUUUAAAGAGGACGACCAAUGUAAGAGACGUCUUCCCCAACCGGACCAAUGACAACGCAGCCAUGUUUACUUGGGACGCCCUGGAACAGCUGAAUGCUGGGAUGUGGUUCACUAAGAAUCAGCCAUUCUCCUCCAUGGGUUCCCUGUCAGAGGAAGACAAGCAGCGGUCGUCCAAUCAGUCCAUUUGCAAACUGGCCGACCUUCUACGACUCGCCGGCCGCACCAACAAGACGGUGAUUUUUGAUCUGUACAUGCCGCCGGCAGAUCAUCCCUACAGACACACCUGGGUCAACCGGACGCUGGAAGUGAUCUUUGAGUCGGCCAUUGAUCAAAGACAGAUCUUCUGGCUGUUGGAUGAAAUGAGGUUGUAUGUUCAGUCGGUCGCCCCCGGGUUCCAGCAGACGUAUGGGCUCAAGGCACCAGUAAAGGAUCUCAAGGAAAAUAACAUUGUCAAACUGAACCUGCCCUACACUGACAUGUCCCAGGAAGACAUCAGAAUGUAUGCAGAUGCCAACAUCACUACCAACCUGUAUGUGGUGAGUGAACCCUGGCUCUUCUCCCUGGCCUGGUGUGCUGGCGCUCAUUCCGUCACCACAAACGUAGUGCACACCCUGAAACACAUGGAUAGGCCAAUGUUCCUUAUGACCCCAGAGGAAUACAGAUUGAUGUGGAUUCUGACGGAUGCUGUUUCGGUGCUAGUGAUUGCCCUCAUCUUCCUCUUACACGGGUGGCGAGAGAGAGGGUUACCCUGUUGCCCAGAAAGCCAGGUGAAUCUUAGUAGUGGGUUUUACAACACGUUUAAAACUGAGAUAGACAUGUCAGCCUCAUCAGACAGUGAAGCAAAAAGUCAGCCUACGACCCCCAACAUCAGAAACAGCGAGGCGAGCAUCAGCUCUGCAGAGAAUUGAAAAUUCUGCACCAGGAACCCCAAAACUGUGGUUUCCAGCUGUGGCCAAGUUACUUACAGCUUCCAGAUGAGGAUUCCCACCAAGGACAUGGGUAUUCUGUUCUCUGAAAGCUUGGUGCACAAGUCUUGGUUUCCUCUCCAGGUCUUGCUGGAUCAUUUACUAGAAAAUUCACUUCCAUUGCACUUUGUAGUUUUACACACUGCUCAGACCAGUAGAUUGUUGAACUGACUGGCUUUGCAUGGUGUCCAUGAGUUCUUCAUUGCUCAACAUGGAACUUAGUCAGGACCUGGUGCCUCACUGAUGAGGAACAAUCACAGGGUUCACCUUAUGAUACCUCCUUGCUGGUUGAUCUCAUUUCAUCAUUUACCCUCAAGCCAUGAAUGAUUAGUAGAUAGACACCUGCUGCACAUGGAACUUGUUGGUGGCCUGGACUUGGUGGACCCAUUGACUCAUAAUUGCAUUGUGUCCUUAUCUGCCAGGACAAUGCCAGUGUUGAGUUUUUGGAUGGUCUCUCUACAGUAACUCCAAAAAAGUAUCCUUCUGAUUGGAAAGCCAUUAUUGCUCAACAUACUCAGGAAAACAAAUCAACUACCAAUUUAGGGCUGGCUGGGAAUGGAAUCGAAGGGCGAGUUUGAGCGAUGUGCCCCAUGAUAGAGAAGAAACAUAAGAACUGUAUGGUCCAGAUACAAAAAUACUGAGUAAAUCGAGCUGCCCAUUCCCAGUUUGUGGAACAUCGUGCUAUAAGCAUUCCAUCUGACCUUAUUCCCGGGGGAGCCCUGUAUUUAUUUUCAGAGGUGGUUCUUUUCUUAAUGCUGCCUUGUCUCACCCUCCAUGGGUUGGGAUAGGAUUAUUAGUGUACAGAUCACAGUUGUGCACAAUCCAUUAAGGUCCUUCGGCCUAAACACACUCCCGCACUUUUACAUGGUUGCCAAAGGAAACCCUGGAGCUACUGCACCCCAAAUGUGCUGGUAAUUCUGUGGUUUGCACAGCAGGCACCAGCCUUGUGCCCAGGGAAUUGGAUACAAGUUUAAAAGAGGCAGAGUUUAUUUUCGGCAACAGAAGAAAAAAAAGGCUGAGCACAGCAGAACUACAGGAAUAAUUAGUGUAUCCCGUCACUUUAAGUGCUUUGGUGUUUCUGGUCCUUAAAGGAUAAUUAAACCUUUAAAACAAGUGAAUGUAAAAUUGAGGAGGGGACUAUUCUAUGCACUUCUGCAAUCUACAUUCAUUAUUUAUUCUUUUUUAAUUCCAAGAUAUUAUGGGAUACAUGUACUGUUAAUAGGAAUUCAUUUUGCUACAACAGCGCCACCUGCUGGUCAGUUUCUGUCCAUGAGAAGUAAAGAAAGAAAGAGUUCUGCUUAGAAGAACAUCAGAGUGGUUUUUCCAAACCAUAAUAUUUAUUGUUACUUCAAUGGGUGAAUGUCCUCCCCAGGUUCAUUCCUUUAACUGCCAGGUAAAGUCCAGACUAUUAAUGGCUACAAAAGUUACUCUGCACAUGAUUAAAACAGACUCUUAAUAAACCCCAAAUGCAAAAAUCACAAAAAAAUUGUGAUUUUUUUUUUUAUAAAAUCAGACCUUUCAAAAAUCACAAAUUUCGAAAGUCCGAAUCUGAAAAUCUGGCAUCUCAGACCUGUCAUUU
Messenger RNA from Xenopus laevis (African clawed frog), 3593 nucleotides. RefSeq names its product provisional ortholog of glycerophosphodiester phosphodiesterase domain containing 5 L homeolog (gene gdpd4.L). NCBI's taxonomy places the organism in Eukaryota, Metazoa, Chordata, Amphibia, Anura, Pipidae. The transcript has 16 exons. Gene Ontology annotation, cellular component: plasma membrane; membrane. The record is from RefSeq and is a predicted model, not a curated record. Gene Ontology annotation, molecular function: glycerophosphodiester phosphodiesterase activity; hydrolase activity, acting on ester bonds; phosphoric diester hydrolase activity. The coding region runs from base 179 to 1957 and encodes 592 amino acids. Gene Ontology annotation, biological process: glycerol metabolic process; lipid metabolic process.